AUGAGUGAGCUUACUAUUCUGCCCAACAGCAGCAAGCUUGAUGAAGCUAUCGUUCUCAACGGAACUCGACCUGUCGAGGUGGAGGCCGUGGAGGUGACUGGCAUCUCGCUGCGAGACCCCUUCCUCAAGCGACAGCUGCGAGCUCUUCUGCAGCCCGGUCUGACUGUCAAGUCGCUAUUUGACGGGGUGGAGGUUGUCUCUGAAAAGCUGGCGGCCGUGCCUGUGCUGUCCGACGUCAACAUCUCGCUUGAUUCCAAGCCCAGCGAGAAGCUCGCCAAGCUGGGCGGCAUUUCCGUCAAGGCCACCAUCUCGGCCAUUCAAAAGGACGCCUGCAACCUGACUCUGGCCUCCCAGCUUCGAGACGAUGAUGCCAACGCCAUUAUCCAGGUUACCCAUCCCAACUUCUGGAACGGCAGCGAAACCGUGUUUGCACGAGCCACCUUUGGCACUCUGACCACCCGGUCCUACUCUGGUUCUGUCACCAUCCCUAUUGGUCUGCCCGGCUCCCCUCUUUGGACCGUUGCGGGCUACCUGUCGCGAGCCAACGUGCCCUCUGCCUCUCACCAGCAGAUUCUCAAGGGCGUCAAGUGCGCUCUGACCAAAACCACUGGUACCAACACCGUGCUGCAGGCCGGCGUGGAGCAGUCGUUCCGAACCGUUACUGAGGUCGGCGAAGCUGCCAGCGACGCCGUUCGAGCCGCUGCCGGAGACUCCGCCAAGACCUCGGCCUUCUUUGCUGCGGCCAACGACACUCGAGACGACCCCUUUUUCCCCACCUCUGGUCGUCUGCUGUCCGUGCUGGCUGAGAACGCCUUCAAGCCCAACGACAGCGCCCGAGGCCUCGUCCACUCCGAUGUGGCCUUCCAGCGAAUCGUUGCCCGAGCCGAGGGCUCUGUGGCCACCCCCGAUAAGGACGUGGUCUUCAACUACGGUUUGUCUGCCGGCUCUACCCGAGGAGCCGUGCCUCUUCUGGACCGAUUCUACAUGGGAGGUGUCCCCGGACUCUCCGACGACCUCCACACCCUCAACACCGUGUCUCUACCCGGCUUUUCGCGUCACGGACUGGGUCCCAAGGAUGGCCGAGACUCUGUGGGAGGCCAGUCGUUCGCCAAGGCCGGUGUUUCGGUCUUCACAGCCGUUCCCCGUCUGAUCUCCACUUCCCCCCUUAAAUUGCACUUUUUCGCUAAUGCCGGCCAUCUCAGCAACGAGCAGCAUCUGCUCAAGACCCUGCAGCAGGCCCCCGACAACUUUUCGGCCUCUGCUGGUGUGGGAUUCGUCUACCGAAGCCCCCAGGCCCAGUUCGACCUCACCUGGGCCAUCCCCGUGCAGCAGCGGACUGGAGACGUCGUUCGGCCUGGAGGAUCCAUCGGACUCUCUCUGAUGUGGUCAAAGUAA
Messenger RNA from Yarrowia lipolytica CLIB122, 1395 nucleotides. RefSeq lists its product as uncharacterized. The record is from RefSeq and is a predicted model, not a curated record. Gene Ontology annotation, cellular component: outer membrane. NCBI's taxonomy places the organism in Eukaryota, Fungi, Ascomycota, Dipodascomycetes, Dipodascales. Gene Ontology annotation, biological process: protein insertion into mitochondrial outer membrane.